This is a messenger RNA of Microthlaspi erraticum, 228 nucleotides long. The record is from the annotation of a GenBank genome assembly. Lineage: Eukaryota; Viridiplantae; Streptophyta; Magnoliopsida; Brassicales; Brassicaceae.
AUGGCUGCAUCUAGAGAGUUUAUCAUCUGUUGCCUCUUAACAUUCCUCUUAUGCAAUUUCUUCAUGAGAGUCGAGUACGCUGCUGCUGAAGUCAGCAAAGGAGGAUGUGGCGGCGAGGGCAGUCUCCGGGACGAUAAUGAGCGGUGUGUGGAGGAGGUCAAAGAUGACGACGACGAUGACGUGGAUGAUGUUUACAAAGUCAUCAACAAGAUGAGGAUAUAUGCUUGA